CCCGGCGCCCCCGGAGUCCCCGCCAUGCUUUUACCGCCCCGAAGGAACCGGACCCUGUACCCACCGCUGCUGCUCCUGCAGCUGCAGCUGCCCGCGGCGGGGGCCGGCAGGGCCGGCCGGGAGCUCCUGGGGCCGGCGCAGAUAGUCACGGCCAGCCUGCUGUCGCUGCUCAUCCUCUGGACCCUGCUGGGGAACGUGCUGGUGUGCGCAGCCAUCAUGCGCUACAGGCACCUGCGCUCCAAGAUGACCAACGUGUUCAUCGUGUCUCUGGCCAUCUCCGACCUCUUGGUCGCGCUCCUGGUCAUGCCCUGGAAGGCCGUGGCGGAGGUGGCGGGCUACUGGCCCUUCGGGGCCUUCUGCAACAUCUGGGUGGCCUUUGACAUCAUGUGCUCCACCGCCUCCAUCCUGAACCUGUGCGUCAUCAGCGUGGACCGCUACUGGGCUAUCUCCAGCCCCUUCCGCUACGAGCGCAAGAUGACCCAGAGAGUGGCCCUGGUCAUGGUCAGCGCGGCCUGGGCCCUGUCCAUCCUCAUCUCUUUCAUCCCCGUGCACCUCAACUGGCACAAAGACCAGGGGGGGUUGGCGCGAAACCAGGCCUCUCCACCCCCCUCCGGCAAUGCGACCCCCUGGGGAGAGGAGCCCGAGAACUGCGACUCGAGUCUCAACAGAACUUACGCCAUCUCCUCCUCCCUGGUCAGCUUUUACAUCCCGGUGGCCAUCAUGAUCGUGACCUACACGAGGAUCUAUCGCAUAGCUCAGGUGCAGAUCCGCCGGAUCUCCUCUUUGGAGAGGGCCGCGGAGCACGCCCAGAGCUGCCGCAGGAGCCGAGCGGACUGCCAGCAGCACAGCAGCCUCAAGACCUCCAUCAAGAAAGAGACCAAAGUCCUCAAGACCCUGUCGGUGAUCAUGGGGGUCUUUGUCUGCUGCUGGCUCCCGUUCUUCAUCCUCAACUGCAUGGUUCCUUUCUGUGACAGGCCCGGGGACCCCCGAGCCGGCUUCCCCUGCGUGAGCGAGACCGUCUUUGACAUCUUCGUGUGGUUCGGCUGGGCCAACUCGUCCCUCAACCCCAUCAUCUACGCCUUCAACGCCGACUUCCGCAAGGUCUUCGCCAAGCUUUUGGGCUGCAGCCGCUUCUGCGCGGGAACCCCGGUGGAGACGGUGAACAUCAGCAACGAGCUCAUCUCCUACAACCAGGACGCGGGACUCCCCAAGGAGAUCGCCACCGCCUGUGUCAACAUGAUCCCCAACGCCGUGGACUCUGUAAGUGGAAAUGAGGCCGGGCCCUUUGACGGGAUGUCUCAGCUCUCCCAGACUUUCCGAAACCCUGAUCUGGCCACCGCUUCAGGGUGCGAGCUGGACUGUGAAGGGGAGAUCUCCCUGGGCAGAAUCACACCCUUGACUCCAAACGGUUUACAUUAAACUGCUUAAGGGAUCUAGAAUGGUCCUAAUGCUUAGUCGGACACAUGAAUCCGAACGCAAAGUGUACCUGCUGGUCUGCUUGGGCGGGGACCCGCACCCUCUCUGUAUUUCCUUUGGUGUCUGUAGUGCUCAGCAAACCCUUGGAAGUGAAGGGAGUACCUUCAGUCCCACCAUCUUGUUUCUUCAUCAUCAGGGAGGAUAUUAAAACAUGGUUUUUCCACCCUGGCCAGUGACUUGUGUUUCGACUGGUUUUAAACCACCAGAGACCCCAGGGUGCAGUGGGUGAUUUAUCUCGGUAUCACUGGCUGUUCUGAUGUGUUUGUGCAAUCUCUGGCAUUUCUUUAUUGGCUAUGGGAUCCUUCCCGAUUUGCUCCGAAGAACUAAUAAAUGGAGGUCAUGUUGCUAAGGGGUUAUCUUUCCUUCACUGCUGGGAUUUUCAGUGUGGCGUCCUUCGGUAGUUAGGAUUAUAGGAACCAGUUUUUGUAGAGUGUGUUUUUUUAAAAAGAUGUUUUCCUUCUUCAAAAAUAUCCGGCUUUCAUGUUAGCAGACAAUUCUGCCUUAAGGUUGUGCACAGGGCUGGAUGAUUGCUUUCAAUCUGCCUCUUCGUGCUAUUCGCAUGUCGAGCUGGGGGCUGGGUGGUUUGCGAUUGCUGCCGUGUUAUGUGUCUGUGCUAUAGUUCUGAAUUAGUGCUGCAAACCCACGUUAGAUUUAUUGUAGCAAAUGCCCAUUUACUGGGCUCUGAAUUUUCAUUGUAUUUCUGUGAAUGAUUUCCCUGAAAAAUAGUCAUAAUGGUGAAGAUGAACUGUUUCCUUGAUGUUCCAGAUAUAUGCUAUUGAUUUCCCAAAUUAUGCUAAAACACUGCAUUAAAAUGAAGUAUGAUUAAAAUAGUUCAUUUGCUUUUUAAUCUUGGUGAGUAAAAAUAUUGUGACUUAUUAAUUACUCUUUCAAAAAAGCUUGGAAAUGGGUAUGCUUACAUAGUUUGAAUA
This is a messenger RNA of Antechinus flavipes (yellow-footed antechinus), 2405 nucleotides long. It is a transcript of the gene DRD5, whose product is annotated as dopamine receptor D5. Gene Ontology annotation, molecular function: dopamine neurotransmitter receptor activity; G protein-coupled receptor activity. The record is from RefSeq and is a predicted model, not a curated record. Gene Ontology annotation, cellular component: plasma membrane. Gene Ontology annotation, biological process: adenylate cyclase-activating adrenergic receptor signaling pathway. The coding region runs from base 25 to 1419 and encodes 464 amino acids. NCBI's taxonomy places the organism in Eukaryota, Metazoa, Chordata, Mammalia, Dasyuromorphia, Dasyuridae. The transcript has a single exon.